ACUCCAGUUGUGACCCUAGCUAACCAGCAGCGGGAAAAUACAAGCAGGAGAGGAGAGGAGACGGUUAACUAACUGGUAAGAAACUAGCAACCCUAAUUGCCGAUUGCUUAAAUACACAAUUGCAGUUGCAGAGAGUUAGCCGUUGGAACUAGCAAGCAAGCACCACCAAACUGCAAAUGGCGAGCGGGAAAGCGAAGAACCCUUCAAAGCUGUCUCUCAGAAACCCUAAGAAUAAGGGUAAGCCGCUUGGCCCCAACAACACCAAGAGGAAGAAGGAGAAGAAGAAGAAGCAACGGGUCAACAAUCAAAACCCAGUCGAAGACAAAGCUAGCAAUCAAAACACCCAAAACAGCAACAACAACAACAGUUUGAGCAAUGCUACGAAGGCACAACCGGCAUCGGCUUCAGCCCAGCUCAGCUUCUUUCUGGAUCAAUUUCAAUCUGGCAAUGGCGUUAAGAUUUCUUCUCUCGAGUUGGAGUCCGUCAAUGACAAGUGUAUUCUGGAUCUGUCUGAAAGCUUGGAUCAAGAUGUCAGCCUCUUGGGGAAACAUGUGAUGGCAGCUUUUGGUCCAUCGUGGAAAGAAGAACUUUGUGAAAAGCAUCUCUUGGAUGGAAAAAUUGAUCCUGGGAGUCCGGCAAUUCUUAUUAUUAGUACAUCUGCCCUGAGGUCAAUAGAACUUCUAAGGGGCUUGCGGUCGUUGACUAAAGAAUGCCAUGCAGCAAAGCUGUUCUCUAAGCAUAUGAAGGUUGAAGAACAGGUAUCCUUGUUAAAGAACCGCGUUAAUAUCGCUAGUGGUACGCCAAACAGGAUAAAGAAGCUAAUUGACAUUGAGGCAUUGGGGCUGUCUCGUUUAUCAGUGAUUGUACUUGACACGCACCCAGAUGUCAAGGGGUAUUCCCUCUUUACACUUCCACAAGUCAGAGAUGAAUUCUGGGACUUAUAUAAGAGCUAUUUUCAUGAUCGUCUACUCCAAGGUUCCUUGCGUCUUGGUUUGUACGGUCCUUUAUCAUCUGGGAAUGAGCUUAAAGGGAAAAAGAGGAGCCCUAUUGAAUAAUGAUUCAUUUUUCGUACAAAUUUUGAGCUGAGUAUGUCAUGUAUCCUUCUAGCUUUUGUAUCCAGCUGAUAAGAUAAUGGCGUUUUAUGUCCACAUUUUCUAGUUCUUCAAUCAACGCGAGUAUGUAAGAUGUACUAAUAUCACUAUCUUUGAGAGUCGAAAUACCAUAUUAAGGUAUGAUUUUUUUGGGGGCGAAGACUACAACACACCAUAAGCUCCUGAACCAAAACGAUUGUGCAAUAUGUGAUAGAGAUUUCUCUCUUGUUCUUUUAAAA
This is a messenger RNA of Prunus avium (sweet cherry), 1330 nucleotides long. RefSeq names its product U3 containing 90S pre-ribosomal complex subunit. The record is from RefSeq and is a predicted model, not a curated record. Gene Ontology annotation, cellular component: 90S preribosome; nucleus. NCBI's taxonomy places the organism in Eukaryota, Viridiplantae, Streptophyta, Magnoliopsida, Rosales, Rosaceae.